GCCGGGCGGGACGGAGGACUGCGGGACAGCUGGGCGGCGGGCGCUGCGGGCCGGACGCGCCAGAUGAUGGAUUUGGAUGUGCUUUUAUGAAGAAAUUCCACAUGGUCCAAGAACAAAAAUGUCCGGGCUACUGCCACCUUAGGGGACUAGGGCUUGGUAACAGCGCUUCCCCGGGAAUCAGGCGUGGUCUGACCCAGGAACAAGAAGCACAUCAUCACCAAUGACAUCAUGACAGCAAGAGAGCACAGCCCUCGCCAUGGUGCCAGGGCCCGUGCGAUGCAGCGGGCUUCCACCAUCGAUGUGGCAGCCGACAUGCUGGGCCUCUCUCUGGCAGGAAAUAUACAAGAUCCAGAUGAGCCCAUUUUGGAAUUCAGCUUAGCUUGCAGUGAGUUGCAUACUCCAUCGCUAGAUCGAAAACCAAAUAGUUUUGUGGCAGUGAGUGUAACCACCCCUCCUCAGGCAUUCUGGACGAAGCACGCGCAGACGGAGAUCAUUGAGGGAACCAACAAUCCUAUAUUUCUAAGCAGUAUUGCCUUCUUUCAAGACUCUCUUAUCAAUCAGAUGACACAAAUCAAACUAUCUGUGUAUGAUGUCAAAGAUAGAUCUCAGGGAACAAUGUAUUUACUGGGCUCUGGAACAUUCAUUGUCAAAGAUCUGCUCCAGGACAGGCAUCAUAGGUUACAUUUAACACUAAGGUCUGCAGAGAGCGACCGUGUGGGUAACAUCACUGUUAUCGGCUGGCAGAUGGAGGAGAAGUCAGACCAGCGGCCCCCUGUGACCCGGUCUCUGGACACUGUCAAUGGGAGGAUGGUUCUACCCGUCGAUGAGAGCUUGACUGAGGCAUUGGGAAUCCGAUCCAAAUAUGCUUCCUUGCGAAAGGACACUUUACUGAAAUCGGUGUUUGGUGGUGCCAUCUGCCGCAUGUACCGGUUUCCAACCACCGACGGCAACCACCUGCGGAUCCUGGAGCAGAUGGCGGAGAGCGUGCUGUCCCUGCACGUGCCCCGGCAGUUCGUGAAGCUCCUGCUGGAAGAAGAUGCAGCCAGAGUGUGUGAGCUGGAGGAGUUGGGGGAGCUGUCCCCUUGUUGGGAGAGCCUCCGGCGCCAAAUCGUCACCCAGUACCAGACCAUCAUCCUCACGUACCAGGAGAACCUGACUGACCUCCAUCAGUACAAAGGUCCCUCAUUUAAAGCAAGCAGUUUGAAAGCAGAUAAAAAGUUAGAAUUUGUUCCCACAAACUUGCACAUACAAAGGAUGAGAGUUCAAGACGAUGGAGGAUCAGAUCAGAACUACGAUGUCGUCACCAUCGGAGCACCAGCAGCACACUGCCAAGGUUUUAAGUCAGGAGGUCUCCGCAAAAAGCUGCACAAAUUUGAAGAGACCAAGAAACAUACAUCAUCUAGCUGCCAGUCCAUAAUCUACAUACCACAGGACGUUGUCAGAGCCAAGGAGAUCAUCGCCCAGAUCAACACCCUGAAAACUCAAGUUAGUUACUACGCAGAGCGGCUCUCAAGGGCAGCCAAGGACAGGUCUGCCACUGGCCUUGAGAGGACACUUGCCAUCUUGGCAGAUAAGACCCGGCAGCUGGUCACCGUCUGCGACUGCAAGCUACUGGCCAACUCCAUCCACGGGCUGAACGCUGCGCGGCCUGACUACAUUGCCUCUAAGGCCUCCCCCACAUCGACGGAGGAAGAGCAGGUGAUGCUUAGAAAUGACCAGGACACCCUCAUGGCCAGGUGGACCGGGAGAAACAGCCGCUCUUCCCUGCAGGUGGACUGGCACGAGGAGGAGUGGGAGAAAGUGUGGCUGAACGUCGACAAGAGCCUGGAGUGCAUCAUCCAGCGCGUGGACAAGCUGCUGCAGAAGGAGCGCCUGCACAGCGAGGGCUGUGAGGACGUCUUCCCCUGUGCGGGCAGCUGCACCAGCAAGAAAGAUUGCAGCCCCCCUCCUGAAGAGUCCAGCCCAGGGGAGUGGAGUGAGGCCCUGUACCCGCUGCUCACCACCCUCACGGACUGUGUGGCCAUGAUGAGUGACAAGGCCAAGAAGGCAAUGGUCUUCCUGCUCAUGCAGGACAGCGCGCCCACCAUAGCCACCUACCUGAGCCUGCAGCACCGCCGCGAUGUGGUCUUCUGCCAGACGCUGACUGCUCUCAUCUGUGGCUUCAUCAUCAAGCUGAGGAACUGCCUGCACGACGACGGCUUCCUGCGGCAGCUCUACACCAUCGGGCUACUGGCCCAGUUUGAGAGCCUGCUGAGCACCUAUGGUGAGGAGUUGGCGAUGCUGGAGGAUAUGAGCCUUGGAAUCAUGGACCUGAGGAACGUGACCUUCAAAGUCACUCAGGCUGCUUCUAACGCCUCAGCGGACAUGCUGCCUGUCAUCACAGGAAAUCGUGAUGGGUUUAACGUGCGGGUCCCUCUGCCAGGCCCGCUAUUCGACGCCCUGCCCCGGGAGAUCCAGAGUGGCAUGCUGCUGCGGGUGCAGCCCGUCCUCUUCAACGUGGGCAUCAAUGAGCAGCAGACGCUGGCCGAGAGGUUUGGCGAUACCUCUUUACAAGAAGUCAUCAACGUGGAGAGUUUGGUGCGGUUAAAUUCCUACUUUGAGCAGUUUAAGGAAGUUUUGCCUGAGGAUUGCCUACCUCGGUCGCGGAGUCAGACGUGCCUGCCAGAGCUGCUGCGGUUUCUGGGUCAGAACGUGCACGCCCGAAAGAAUAAGAACGUCGACAUCCUCUGGCAAGCCGCCGAGAUCUGCCGCCGCCUUAAUGGGGUCCGGUUCACCAGCUGCAAGAGCGCCAAGGACCGCACGGCCAUGUCGGUGACACUGGAGCAGUGCUUGAUCCUGCAGCACGAGCACGGCAUGGCCCCACAGGUCUUCACCCAGGCCCUGGAGUGCAUGCGCAGUGAGGGUUGUCGAAGAGAAAAUACAAUGAAGAAUGUUGGAAGUCGCAAAUAUGCGUUUAAUUCCCUGCAGCUGAAGGCUUUCCCCAAGCAUUACAGGCCUCCCGAAGGGACUUACGGAAAAGUUGAAACAUGAACACACGGUUUCCUCUAAUUAGCUGUUACACAAUAAAUGUGGGUACCCUCUAGUGUCAUAUAUGAAUUCUUCAAGAGGACCUGAAGGAUUGGUUUUUAUUUUUGUGGUUUUUUUAAAAACUAUUUCACUAAAGAGUCUAUGGAGCA
Molecule: messenger RNA, 3176 nt
Organism: Propithecus coquereli (Coquerel's sifaka)
Lineage: Eukaryota; Metazoa; Chordata; Mammalia; Primates; Indriidae
Gene: INPP4A
Product: inositol polyphosphate-4-phosphatase, type I, 107kDa
Exons: 25
Coding region: 229-3030 (933 amino acids)
Cellular component (GO): cytoplasm
Molecular function (GO): phosphatidylinositol-3,4-bisphosphate 4-phosphatase activity
Source: RefSeq, a predicted model, not a curated record